UUUCUUUUGGAGAAUGAAUGGCGUAGCACUUGGACGUACCAUUUGGGCAGAGGAUUGAAGUGUUGAAGAUUGUUUAAAUAUGCAUGAGGAAAAUAAAGCUGCAGCAAAUGGAUGUGGAAAAGUCCGAAGUGGCACCCAAAAUGAGGCUGCUUUACUGGCCCUGAUAGAGAAGACUGGAUACAGUAUGAUUCAAGAAAACGGUCAAAGAAGAUUUGGUGGUCCUCCACCAGGUUGGGAAGGUCCUCCACCACCUCGUGGCUGUGAAGUUUUUGUGGGUAAGAUUCCUCGUGAUAUGUAUGAAGAUGAAUUAGUUCCUGUUUUCGAGAGAGCUGGGAAGAUCUAUGAGCUCAGACUGAUGAUGGAAUUCAGCGGUGAGAAUCGAGGCUAUGCUUUUGUGAUGUACACUACUAAAGAGGAAGCCCAGCUCGCCAUCAAGAUUCUUAAUAAUUAUGAAGUUCGUCCAGGGAAAUUCAUUGGUGUCUGCGUAAGCUUGGACAACUGCAGACUAUUUAUUGGAGCAAUUCCAAAAGUAAAGAAGAAAGAAGAAAUACUGAAUGAAAUGAAAAAAGUUACAGAAGGAGUGGUGGAUGUCAUUGUUUAUCCAAAUGCCACUGACAAAACUAAAAACCGUGGCUUUGCUUUUGUAGAAUAUGAAUCUCACAGAGCAGCUGCGAUGGCUAGACGGCGGCUAAUCCCAGGAACAUUCCAGCUCUGGGGUCAUACUGUUCAAGUAAACUGGGCAGACCCUGAGAAAGAGGUUGAUGAAGAAACAAUGCAGAGAGUUAAAGUAUUAUAUGUAAGAAAUUUAAUGAUAUCUACUACAGAGGACACAAUUAAAGCUGAAUUCAGCAAGUUCAAGCCAGGAAUAGUUGAACGUGUAAAGAAGCUGAGAGACUAUGCUUUUGUUCAUUUUUUCCACCGAGAAGAUGCAAUUGCUGCUAUGUCUGUAAUGAAUGGAAAGUGCAUUGAUGGAGCUAGUAUUGAAGUGACACUGGCAAAGCCAGUUAACAGAGAAGGUACUUGGAAGCAACCUCAGAUAGGUCCCAGUUCUGAAAAUCUCUUAGGGUUUCCUAAAAAAGAUGAUAGUCAUCAAAAAUCCUUAGGGAAACCAGCAAGUCUUUCAGUUCGUCUUAAUCGUCAGCACAGUCCAAGCCCUCCUGAAGUUGAAAGAUGCACAUACCCGUUUUUUCCAGGAAUAAAGCUUACUCCAAUUAGCAUGUAUUCUUUAAAAUCCAGUCACUUCAGUUCUGCAGCAAUGCAUCUGGAUUAUUUUUGCAAUAAAAAUAACUGGGCACCACCAGAAUACUACUUGCAUUCAACCACAAGUCAGGACGGGAAGGUACUGUUGGUGUACAAGGUGGUUAUUCGUAGUAUUGCAGAUGGUUCCCAGAGUUGUUUCAUGCCAGACAAACUCUGUGCGACAGUAGAAGGUGCAAAGGAAUUGGCAGCGCAGUUCACGCUUCUGCAUCUCGCCCCUGAGCAAGCAUAUAUAACUUUGCUGUCCCUGAAUGCAGCAUAG
Tauraco erythrolophus (red-crested turaco) is the source of this 1519-nucleotide messenger RNA. It is a transcript of the gene RBM46, whose product is annotated as RNA binding motif protein 46. Lineage: Eukaryota; Metazoa; Chordata; Aves; Musophagiformes; Musophagidae. The record is from RefSeq and is a predicted model, not a curated record. Gene Ontology annotation, molecular function: RNA binding.